ACACUCAUUCUUAGAAAUGGUUCAUUCCUUUUCAGUUCUUCUCGUCCUUGGGACACUCUUCUACUACUCUCAAGCUCAAAACGCAGCUCAAGAAGUAAAAACACAAGUACCAAAAUGUAACCUUUGGCAAGGAAAAUGUCCACCAGGAUGGAAAACUUUCAUUCGACCACCAGGUGUCCGUAUUUGCCUUAAAAUCAUAAAUCAAAAUGCCACUUAUCUGGAAGCUCAGAAUAUUUGCCGUAAGCAGUACAACUCAAGAAUUCAUGGAAUCGAAAACAAAGAAGAACACAACUGGGUGAAAAUGAAAUCAAGGCUGGUUAUUAAACAGGGUGCUUCAUUCAUGUGGGUCGGAGCUCGUCGGAAGUCGUGGUGUUACAAAACCGAAGCUCAAUUAAAGACUGAUGACAAAUGCAAGAGUGGUCUGAAUAGUUUUGAAUGGGAUGAUCAACUGACUGAUGGAUCAUAUCUGUUCACUCAAUGGGAUAAGACUAUUUCUGCUCCAGAAGGAAUUAUGAGUAACAAUGCUCCAGAAGACUGCGUUGUGAUGAAUGUUCAUGAAGGAGAUGCACCUAUUGAUGACAAAGAUUGCUCACUUCCUCAAGCUGGAGUCCUCUGUGGAAUGACUGCAUAAUUUGAAAUUUGUGAUUUUUUUUCUGGCUGGGCAAUAAAAUUUUAUAUU
Caenorhabditis elegans is the source of this 679-nucleotide messenger RNA. It is a transcript of the gene clec-221, whose product is annotated as C-type lectin domain-containing protein. NCBI's taxonomy places the organism in Eukaryota, Metazoa, Nematoda, Chromadorea, Rhabditida, Rhabditidae. Bases 17 to 631 code for a protein of 204 amino acids. Gene Ontology annotation, molecular function: carbohydrate binding. The transcript has 5 exons. The record is from RefSeq and is marked reviewed.